This is a messenger RNA of Chroicocephalus ridibundus (black-headed gull), 969 nucleotides long. RefSeq lists its product as uncharacterized. The coding region runs from base 1 to 969 and encodes 322 amino acids. The transcript has a single exon. NCBI's taxonomy places the organism in Eukaryota, Metazoa, Chordata, Aves, Charadriiformes, Laridae. The record is from RefSeq and is a predicted model, not a curated record.
AUGCACUAUUAUGGGGAGCGGUAUAAAUACCUGUACCUGCCGGAAUCAGGCUACAUCACUGAAAGCAUCCAGCAAUGCACGCCCCAGUCCAAUGCGUGCAGUACCACAUGCCACCCAGUCAGUGUGAUCAAGAGCCCGAUGCCGAGAUGCCAAAAUUACACGCAACCUUUUACUUACGUGUGCUCACAGCCAAGCAUGACCCAGACAUCCCUGUUGCCUUGCCAGCCCUACAUACAGCAGUGUGUCCUGGUGUACCCUGAGCCUUGCGAGACCACUCACCUUCUGCCCUGCAGGAAGCCCAGCCUGAAGCUGAGCACAAUGCAGAGUUUCCAGCCCUGUGAGACCAGCCGCACUGAGAAAAAAUGUACAGCCAAAAGCCUCCCACCCUGCGCACCCAGGUGCCCUGAGCCCGGUAAACUCAAGUUCCCACCAUGUGGGAUCAAGUACUCAUCCUCCUGCAAGAAUGAAGGCAGGUCGCAGAAGAUCUCCAGAUGCGCGUCACAGCGGUAUAACGUGGACCUCCGCUCCCCGCAGGGGCUGACCAGCUGCUAUUCCCCGCCACUGCGGGGAGUCACCGAGUGUCCCCCACAGCAGUGCAUAACGCAGUCUUUCCUGCAGGAGUACGUGAGUGGGUUUCCCCAGGAGAAGUGCAUGAAGGGCUACCCGACGCAGGAGUGCGUCACCACUUACUCCUCAGAGCAGUGCAUAACCAAGUGCCCACCGCAGCCGCACGCUCCCAAGUGCUCCUCCGGGCAGGGGAUAAAGGAGUGCUCCUCGCAGCAACAUGCAACCAAAUGCUCGCUGCCACAGGAGGGAACCAAGCAUAAGAGCUCGUCAACACAACAUCUAAGCAAGUCCAAGUGCCUCUACCCACGGGCCACCCAGCACUCUCACCAGCAUCAUGCCGGGGGAGUGAAACGUUCAAGCCACACCAAGAAGAGCCGCUGUGCUUCAAAAUGGCUCUGCUAA